Messenger RNA from Vigna umbellata (rice bean), 934 nucleotides. RefSeq lists its product as uncharacterized. The record is from RefSeq and is a predicted model, not a curated record. Lineage: Eukaryota; Viridiplantae; Streptophyta; Magnoliopsida; Fabales; Fabaceae.
AUUGCUUCAACUUAUUGACCACCUCGUUCAGUGUUCUGGUCCCUUGGCAGAAGCAGAAUCACAUUUACCAAUUCACUUAAUUACUCAGACACUUUCAUCUUCUUCUGCUGCAUGGGUUGGCUUAGUCGGUUCAUCACCGCCGUGGCUUUCUUAGCCGUCGGAGUCAUAUUCUCACCGGAGACUUUGGGUUCGAAAUCACCCAAUCUUUCCACCUACCUCAAACUCGCUCACCUCCUCAGUUUCUCCACCGCAUUCGGCGCCGCUCUAUGGGUCACCUUCAUCGGUGGCAUCAUCAUGUUUAAGAAUCUGCCGAGGCAUCAGUUUGGGAACCUGCAGAGCAAGAUGUUUCCGGCGUAUUUCUCGAUGGUGGGGGCUUGUUGCGCCGUAUCGGUUGCCUCCUUUGGUUACCUUCACCCGUGGAAAACUUCCUCCACUACUGAGAGAUACCAGCUUGGGUUUUUGCUCUCUUCCUUUGCGUUCAACCUUACCAACUUGUUUGUCUUCACACCUAUGACCAUCGAGAUGAUGAAGCAAAGGCAUAAAGUGGAGAGAGAAAACAGUAUAGGGGAGGAAGUUGGGUGGUCGAAAAAUGUGGAAGUUGCUAAGUCAAACCCAAAACUUAAAGCCAUGAAUAAGAAAUUUGGUAUGAUUCAUGGAUUAUCCUCUCUUGCCAAUAUAAUGUCUUUUGGGAGUCUAGCAAUACACUCUUGGUACUUGGCAGGAAAAAUUGAUCUUUGAUUCAGUUUGUGCCCCCAAUUCUAUUCUAUUAAAGACAAAUGAACUCCUGCUGAAGAACAAUAUAAGUGAGGAUCCUAGUGUUCCCUUUAUCUUCCACUUGUUUUACUGUCAAGCAAAAUAAGUCUAGCAUGUCUGUAUAAUGGAAACAUGAUGCCUCCUCACAUGAAUAAAAUUAGCAGUAUCUGCUCCUUGUUCA